AUGCCACCCCCCGUCACGUUCAUCCUUGACCCGGAGCUCUUUAACCCGGGAUUUUACGCCUCAAUCCUCCGCUUUUGGCUACCAACUUACCCAAAGCCCAGUUCCCAAUUCACACAAUCAGACGUCCUUCGAUGGUUUGGCUCGUCCUCGUCCACAGACGAGCAAGUUUGCACUCUUGCUGGGCGCGCUCUUUCCAGCACUGGUCCAGAAAAUCUGAUUCUCCCUCCUUUUACAAGCUUUGAAGGAGAUCGAACCCUGUACGAUGAGAUAGCUGCGCCAUUUAUUCGUCAUCUUCACUCAUCAAACGAGGAUAGCGGAACAAUCCCAAACAACGCACACUCUGCCCUUGCCCUGUCCAUUCUGCUAGACCAAUUUCCACGAAACGUCUACCGUGGUCAAGCUGCUGUAUACACCCAUUAUGAUCGUCUAGCCCGUGCCGCUGCUGCCAAAAUCCGCUCAGUUGGUCUAGACCACGCUGAAUGUUUCGCCAAAUCCCCUGUCUGGCGGAUCUGGCUCUACAUGAACCUUGAGCACAGCGAGUCCGUCUCAGACCAUGAGAUGUUUCAGUCCGCUCUAGGGGAGAUGCUGGAGAUAUCGAAAACGGAAGGGGAUGAGAUGGGUUCAAGAUUUGUGGAAAGAGCGAUGGAAUUUGAACAGAAAAUCUGGAGCCGUUGAAAAAGUUUGGGCGAUUUCCCUGGAGGAAUAAAGGAUUAGGGAGGGACAGCACGGAGGAGGAGAGAAAGUGGCUAGAUGAUGGGGGAGAUAGUUUCGGGACAAGUUGAUGCAGGAAAAUCAGCGUUAAUUCGUAAUGUGC
Mollisia scopiformis is the source of this 814-nucleotide messenger RNA. RefSeq lists its product as uncharacterized. Lineage: Eukaryota; Fungi; Ascomycota; Leotiomycetes; Helotiales; Mollisiaceae. The record is from RefSeq and is a predicted model, not a curated record. Gene Ontology annotation, molecular function: protein binding. The transcript has a single exon. The coding region runs from base 1 to 675 and encodes 224 amino acids.